This is a messenger RNA of Clonostachys solani, 1197 nucleotides long. The record is from the annotation of a GenBank genome assembly. Lineage: Eukaryota; Fungi; Ascomycota; Sordariomycetes; Hypocreales; Bionectriaceae.
AUGUUAUUUGCUGUUGUUGAGAAUCAUGCGAAGUCACUUACAACUUUGUCGAAAGCUUUGAGUCAAGUCGCCGAUUCUCUACCGCGCGUAGAAUUGUCUACGAUAUUAUACCCAACAGAACGAAUGAGAGAUGCUGUAGUGAAUCUCUACGUACACUUGAUCAAUUUUCUCAUCCGAGCGAGGGCUUGGUAUGAGGAAGGCACCGCUCGCCAUAUUAUCAACGCCUUCGCAAGGCCCGUAGAGCUACGGUACCAUGAUCUUAUUCAAGAAAUCGAGUCCUGCACGAGAGAGAUUGAUAUUCUUUCAACUGCUGGGGCAAGAGCUGAACAACGCGACAUGCACCUCGAAAUUCAAAGGAUCGGGCGAAGCCAACAAGAGACGGAUGUUAUCCUUGCAGAAAUACGCAAACUGUGCAUAGAGACUCAAGCGCUCCAUUCUAGCGGUUACCUCAAUACAAAUAGACAACUGACUGACAUACAACUAAAUAACAUCAUGGAAAGUCUGUCCGCGUCUCAAAUGAUAGAGCCUUUAAAGGCCCUUAGCCGAUGUCAGCAUUUUCAAAUGAGAGUGAAAGGAAAGCCCCGGCCAGGAAAGUCAACACCUCUUACGACGAUUUCGGGGCAUCGGAAGUUCAAAGCCUGGCAGUCAGAACAAGUGUCUGCGGUGAUCAUGGUGAAAGGAGACUACAAGAACCGAGAAUCUAUUAAAGCUCUCGCGACGAGCAUGAUAACAAUUCUUCGUCAACAUCAGUUGCCGGUUAUUUGGACACUGAAGCCACCUUUACAGACCCCGGGGGAAAGGAUGUCUAAUGUUGAUGUCAUUCGAGACUUAGUUCGCCAGGCCAUACGGCUCAACCUAUCUCUGCAUUCCGAGAGAUCAUUGUCUCUAUCCUGUGCGAUGUUCCAGGCGGCAGAGACACCAGCUCAGUGGUUUCGUCUAUUGGCUUCAGUGAUCGAGACGCUGCCAGUUCUGUAUCUCGUUAUCAACAUUGAGGCAAUUGAUGUCAGACUAGUCCACACUGAUGGGGGAUUUUCUUGGCUGUCAUCUUUCUACUCGUUGAUUAAGGCUCUCAAGGAACGCCAGCUCAAAACAAAGCUGAAGAUUUUCCUUCUGAGCCAUGGUUCGGCAAGUCUCCAAGAAAGGGAAAACCUUGCUCGGUUCGCUGGAGUCGUAUUAAAUGCCCCAAAGACCUUCUAA